Molecule: messenger RNA, 369 nt
Organism: Penicillium antarcticum
Lineage: Eukaryota; Fungi; Ascomycota; Eurotiomycetes; Eurotiales; Aspergillaceae
Exons: 2
Coding region: 1-369 (122 amino acids)
Source: RefSeq, a predicted model, not a curated record
AUGACUUCAAGACUUGUUACAAGGCCAACGCGACUUAUUCUACCGUUACAGUCAGCUUUGCCGCCAAUUCCUUGUGCAAAGAACAUCCGAUAUUACUCCUUGGAGAAAGAUUGGAAGGGAAGCUCGGCUGACGAACAUACGGUCAAACGCACGAAGAGGGGUGAUACUGCGGAUAUACCAGCCAAUGCAUCUGUCACCGGUAUGAGCGAGAGAAGGGUGAAUGAAGGUGUUGCCGAUGACACCAAGUCCCAAGGAAUGACAGAAAGAGGCGGAAGCAAGCAUGGGAAGAAGGCCAAGGAGGAACAUCCCAAGGCACCAGAGCCUAUUAUUGGAAUGAAUGAUGAGCGUGCGAAGAAAUCGAAGAGGUGA